Molecule: messenger RNA, 741 nt
Organism: Manacus vitellinus (golden-collared manakin)
Lineage: Eukaryota; Metazoa; Chordata; Aves; Passeriformes; Pipridae
Gene: CIAO2A
Product: cytosolic iron-sulfur assembly component 2A
Exons: 5
Coding region: 1-423 (140 amino acids)
Source: RefSeq, a predicted model, not a curated record
AUGAAAAACGAACCCACAAUCCUGGAAAGCUGCUUUACUGUUGCUCCCUUGCCUUCUGCUUCAGACAUUAUCCGGACCAUCCGGGACCCGGAGAAGCCCAACACUCUGGAAGAACUGGAAGUGGUGACAGAAGGUGGUGUGGAGGUGCAGGAGAUAGGAGAGGAGGAGUAUCUGGUCACCAUCAGGUUUACACCAACAGUACCUCAUUGCUCCUUGGCCACUCUCAUCGGCCUUUGUUUAAGAAUAAAACUUCAGAGAUGUUUGCCUUUUAGACACAAGCUGGAAAUCUAUAUAUCUGAGGGCACACAUUCCACCGAAGAGGACAUCAACAAGCAGAUCAACGACAAGGAGCGCGUGGCGGCGGCGAUGGAGAACCCGACGCUGCGGGAGAUCGUGGAGCAGUGUGUCACCGAGCCCGAGUAGGAGCCUGGGCAGCUCCUCACAGCACCUCUGCCUACAGAAAAAAUGAUGAUAAUCAAGGCCUUGAGUUCAAUACUUGAGUUCUUUAUACCUUCCACGUGUUUUCUAAAAACAAAUUGUUUAUAAGAUAGAUUUAAAUGAAGUGUAUAGUGCCGAGAGCUUGGAAUUUCUGCUGUCCAGAGGAAUAUUUUGUGAUUAAAAGCAACACGUCCGCAUUGCCUUCUGAGAGACAUUGUGAUAUAAAUACAGUUUUGCAAGUUAAAUUUCUACAUUGUUUCAGUCACUGCACUGUAAAAAAUAAAACAGAUUCUUGUAAUGAAA